AGAGUCGGCCUGACUGGCAGCUGUGCUGUUUGCAUUUGUCGCCGGUGCGCAUCAGUUUAACUUUGAUUAUGACGGACGAAACAACGCCGCUUACCGAUGCCGUUCCCAGUGGCUCCGGAUAUGUUGUCCUGCCGCCGUAUCAGGGACCGGAGCGUGUCUUUCCGGGUGGUGUUUCUCCGCGUGCGCGACGCAACAAGAUGCGACAGUUCCAGUGCUGCAUGGGCAUCACCUUUAUAGCGAUUGUAUUUACCGCCCUGUGCCUGGCACUGGUGUUCAGUGAUUCCCUGGGCGGAGCGGAUGGAGGUCCCAGCUUUUUUUUCGUCGUCAAUGGAUCGGAUAGCGAAUUGGCCCCAAAUAGGCCACUGCCAGACGAACCGGCUGCGGAAUGGGCGCUGCAGCAGGCGGCACUGGGUCAUCAUGAUGGUGCUCAGGCAGUCAGUGCUGGGAUUAAGGCACUGGGAGAUCGGGAAAUACUGGAGGAGGGUCUGCAGCCGAACGAGGUGAAUACGCCGUCCUUCCGACACUAUCGUUCCCUGAGCACAAAUCCAGAGGCAAGGAAGCUGGCACGUCGCGGCUAUGUGGAGAACCAGGCCACCAUAGACAUUGCCAAGAGGUUUAACUACACCAAACAGCCGGGACGCAGCAACAUUGGUUGGGGACCCAAGAUAGUUCUGCCAGAUCCUACGGUACUCCGUUUGGAAUGCGAUUUCAAUGCGCGCUACAGAAGAUCCACCGGGGUGUGUAACAAUAAACAACAUCCCAGGACCUACGGAGCAUCGAUGGUUCCAUAUCGUCGCAUGGUGUCGCCGGACUAUGCGGAUGGUAUUGCUGCUCCGCGAGUUAGUCAUCAUGGACGGUUACCGCCGGCUCGUCAGGUCUCUCUGAAAAUCCAUCGUUCCAGCUACGAAACGGACUCGAAUUUUACGGUAAUGCUGGCCGUUUUUGGUCAGUUCAUGGACCAUGACAUCACAGCCACAUCGCUGACCACUUCGCAGGAGGGUGAGUCCAUCGAUUGUUGUGUGGCUGCCACCCGCGAGCAGCAUCCGGAAUGCUAUCCGGUUGAUAUUCUGCCCGAUGAUCCCUACUACAAGCAGUACAACAUCAGUUGCAUGAAUUUCGUGAGAUCUGCUCCAGCGCCAACGGGUAGAUUUGGUCCACGGAUGCAGCUGAACCAGGCCACGGCAUUUAUCGAUGCCUCCGUCGUGUACGGCAAUCUGGAGCAGCGGCAAAAUCAGCUGCGCAGCUUUAUCAACGGAUCUCUUCGGAUGUUUGUCACGGAUGAUGGUCGCCAGCUAUUGCCCAUUUCCUCGAAUCCGGCAGAUGGCUGCAAUCGUGUCCAGAUGACUCGACUGGGUAAAUACUGUUUCGAGUCCGGCGAUGAUCGGGCCAAUGAGAACCUGUUGCUCACAUCUAUGCAUUUGCUGUGGGCUAGACAUCACAACUAUUUGGCUCGACAAUUGCAGGAGCAGAAUCCACAUUGGGAGGAUGAGCGGCUCUACCAGGAAGCCCGAAAGAUUCUUGGUGCUCAGAUGGCACACAUCACCUACAAUGAGUUUUUGCCAGUGCUGCUGGGGAAGAAUAUCAGCGAGGCCAAGGGCUUGCUGCCUGCCAAACACAAUCUAAAUGCUCCGGAUACGUAUGACCCGGAGGUGGAUCCAAGUAUUGCCAAUUGCUUUGCAGCAGCCGCAUUUCGAUUUGCACACACUCUUCUACCGGGAUUGUUUAAUAUCUCGAGGGAUAACAGCACUCCCGAGGCCAUCGAACUGCACAAGAUGCUCUUCAAUCCAUUCUCGCUCUGGGCGGAGCAUGGCAUUGACCACGCCCUGAUGACAGCGGCCAAUACGCCGGUGAUGCAAGUGGAUCGCUUCUUUUCACUGGAAGUCACGCAAAAGCUUUUCGAAGGCACCGCAGAGGAUAGGGUGCCUCUUUGUGGACUCGAUUUGGUAUCCUUAAACAUUCAGAGGGGUCGGGAUCAUGGCAUACCCUCGUAUCCAGUCUUCCGUCGCCAUUGCCGCCUGCCGACGGUGGACACGUGGGAGGAGAUGUCACAGGCCAUUGACAACGCUACUCUGGACUCCAUCCGGCAGAUUUAUGAAUCUCCGCAGGAUGUGGACGUCUAUACGGGUGCACUUAGUGAGCCGCCACUGGAUGGAGCUAUUUUUGGUCCGUUGCUCAGCUGCAUGGUUUCCGACCAGUUCCUACGCCUCAAACUAGGUGACUCCCAUUGGUACGAACGGAAAAUGGGCCCACAGAAGUUCACCAAAGCUCAAUUGGCGGAGAUCUACAAGACCAGUCUGGCCGCCAUCAUUUGUCGCAACUCAGAUGGAAUCACCCGAGUGAGGGAGCAUGUUAUGCAGAGACUGCGCGAUGGAGGUAAUCCCCAUGUGGAUUGCCAGGACCUGGAGGGAUUCCAUUUCAAUUUCGAACCCUGGUCCGAGAAGCAACAGCCCCAGGAUCUUCAUAGUGCCGGCAUAAGCAGGGGAUCCACUUCGGUGCGAGUAAUGUCCAAGGCAAAUCAUCAAGCCCACAACGUAACCCUACAUAUUGAUAAAGGAAUCUAGUUAGAAACAAGAUUCAAUUUUGAUUAGGAAGGAUUUAAUAUUAAAUAUUAUAAAAAAC
This is a messenger RNA of Drosophila melanogaster (fruit fly), 2619 nucleotides long. RefSeq names its product cardinal (gene cd). The transcript has 4 exons. The record is from RefSeq and is marked reviewed. The coding region runs from base 69 to 2561 and encodes 830 amino acids. Gene Ontology annotation, cellular component: extracellular region. Lineage: Eukaryota; Metazoa; Arthropoda; Insecta; Diptera; Drosophilidae. Gene Ontology annotation, molecular function: heme binding; peroxidase activity; oxidoreductase activity. Gene Ontology annotation, biological process: cellular oxidant detoxification; developmental process involved in reproduction; response to oxidative stress.